Messenger RNA from Populus euphratica (Euphrates poplar), 816 nucleotides. Its product is annotated as probable protein S-acyltransferase 17. The record is from RefSeq and is a predicted model, not a curated record. NCBI's taxonomy places the organism in Eukaryota, Viridiplantae, Streptophyta, Magnoliopsida, Malpighiales, Salicaceae. The coding region runs from base 40 to 531 and encodes 163 amino acids. The transcript is spliced from 2 exons.
AUUACAGCGUUGGAAAUUCAUUCCGUAGUUUAGCACCACAUGUUGCACAGGUUGUGUCAUGAAUUCCUUAUUUCAUUUGCUGCUAUACUCUUGUCGCUUUCAUUAAUGGUUUUCUGGUGUUCACAGUGGCUGCUGAGCUCAUACAACACUCAAUUACUUCUGAUGGUGUUUCUUGUCAUAGUUUCUCUAUUGUUGGCUGGAUUUUUUGGGUACCAUGCCAACCUAUGUCUCACAAACACUACAACAAAUGAGACCUUCAAGUGGGAAGACUACAUAAGCUGGCAAAGGAAGCUAAAUGAAGCAAGGGUUAGCGCUGCAGCACUUAAAGCAAGCAUCAGUGGGAUGAGCAGUGAAGCAAAGCGUCCAGAGAGCAAAUGUAAAUCCUUUUUCCGGAGAUCGCCCCUCGAAGAUUCUCAGGUGGUAGCCAAGGAAAACAAGUAUGACAAGGGGUUCUUUCACAACAUGUUUGAGGUCCUUUUCCCGCUAUCAACGAGACCAUCAUUUUCGCAAACGAAAUCAAAGCCUUCCUGAGACAUCUCCAAUCAGGCGUUAACUCAGCUGUAUUGUUUCUGCCACUCGCACAUGGUUGGCCAUGGCCUCAAAGGGGAUCAAGCGCUGAAGGAAUGUCUGGAUCGCCAAGGCACACUGUUCAUUGCCAUUGACCGAAGGAUUGUAGGAGUGCCCCUUUGCGCAGUUGCAUCUGGUGACUUGUAAUGGACAGAUUGGUGUAACUAUUGAUCUACAUCUCAUUUAGUAAGAACAGCAUUAGAAAAUUUUACUUGAAAAUGAAGAGGGCAUAGUUUCUUGCAUCCAGCA